Purpureocillium takamizusanense is the source of this 2787-nucleotide messenger RNA. RefSeq lists its product as uncharacterized. The transcript has a single exon. Gene Ontology annotation, biological process: lipid metabolic process. Lineage: Eukaryota; Fungi; Ascomycota; Sordariomycetes; Hypocreales; Ophiocordycipitaceae. The record is from RefSeq and is a predicted model, not a curated record. The coding region runs from base 338 to 2560 and encodes 740 amino acids.
GCGCCUGCCAGGACGGGAGAGAUGCAUGAGGGGCUGCAAUCUUGGGCCGUUUUCCAGGUUGCGGUUCGUUCGUCCAGCUCGUCAUGCUCAUAUAACAAGCUUCGCGCCGCCCCAGGCAUGGAUUGAUUUUCAUCGUCCAGGCCCGCCAGCCAUGGCGCCGGAUCUGCAUCGUCGGCGGCUGAACUAGUAGCUGAACCACUGCGUCAUACCAACAUUGCGUCCAAUUGCUUUUCUUCAUCACCGCGCCUUCUCAUCGCCCUCUCUCCCUUGUCCUUUUCCGCGAUAUAUAUUUCCUUGGACGAAAUACACUCCCCUUGAUGUCGUGCCACCAACUUAUAUGCCCGUCAGAAGAAAAAUGGGCGCGACGUCAAGAGGCGACCAGCUAGUAUCUGCUUCAAGCACGCAACUCGCCCACAAUGCCGUCGAGUUCACGCAUCAAGCCGAGAAGCUGUCCCUGCGACAGCCGACCGCCGGGGCUCCCUCCGUCGCCAUCAAGGCCGACUUCGUCACGCCUCAGGACCCCGUCAUAGUCGAAUCCGACGGAAGCCGAUUGCCCGGCGUUCCUCUUCAAGAAGCGCACAGGCUCAAUGUCCUCCGCGAGGAGCUCGAGGGCCCGCCCAAGACCGUCGAGAUCAAGCAAGGCGAAGAGACCAAGGAGAGGAUAUCCAACACCGAUGCCAAUGGAGACGGGGAGCACAAGGUUGUCCGCGUGCCCAAUGGCCAAGAUGACCAGUCGCUACAGCCCUCGGCUGGUGGCACGUUGAAGCGCUCCAUGCCGCCGUCGCACACGCACCCAUUGUUUCCUCCGCUGCCGCUAUACGGGCCCCCUUCUCUGCUGCGCAAAGUCCAGGGCCUCUUCUUCCGAGUAUCGUCCUUCUUCCUCAGCCUGGCAUUCCUGUGCGUCAUAGUUCUUGGAGCAGUGGUCACGAGCGUACCCCAUGCCACCAACAAGGUGUUUUACAGAUUGACGCUACGCAAAUUGGACGAGAAAAGGCCUUUUUACGAGGAGGAGGAACGGCGGGCCGGUUUGAGGAAGCAGAAACAAGACGCAUGGAUGCGGAGGCCUUCUGUCGACGGCACGCAAGGCGAUCAGGAGGGCACAGCCGACGAGUAUCCCCCGAGCGAGGGCGGCAAAGAUCCCAUCGUCUGCGACGUUGGAUACUACGCGAGGAGGGUCGGGUUGGAUGUCGAGGAAUUCAAUGUACAGACGGAAGACGGCUUCAUCAUCGACCUCUGGCACGUGUUCGACCCCAAAGAGUACACCAAGAUGGACGCGAGGAGCAGGGAUCACAUGGGCCCAACCGUCUUCCACGGCUCGACCAAGAAGCUCACGAACCCAGAAAAGAAGCGCAGGUUUCCCGUGCUCCUGAUGCACGGGCUCCUGCAGAGCUCAGGGGCGUACUGCUGCAACGACGACGAGUCGCUGGCCUUUUGGCUGUGCAAGUCGGGCUUCGACGUAUGGCUGGGCAACAACCGCUGCGGAUUCAAGCCGCGCCACGCCGUCCUCGAGUACAGCGACCCGCGCAUGUGGUGCUGGAACAUUCGGCAGAUGGGCGUCUUUGACCUGCCCGCGCUCGCGUCGCGGGUCCUGUGCGAGACGGGCUUCGAAAAGCUGGGCCUGAUAUGCCACUCGCAGGGCACGACGGAGACGUUUGUCGCCCUCGCCAAGGAGCAGCGGCCGGACCUAGGCGAGAAGCUGACCGUCUUCUGCGCGCUGGCUCCCGCGGCCUAUGCGGGGCCUCUGAUCGGUAAGGUGUACUUUAAGUUUAUGCGGCUCAUCUCGCCGGGCAUGUUCAGGAUGGUGUUUGGGAUCCAUUCCUUCAUGCCCAUCAUGAUGCAGAUGCACGGACUGCUGCCCCCGCGCUUCUUCGGAUGGAUGGGCUACAAGGUCUUCUCGUACCUCUUCGACUGGACCGACACGCGCUGGGACCGCGGGCUGCGCGACCGCAUGUUCCAGUUCGCGCCCGUGUACGUCAGCGCCGAGUCGAUGCGCUGGUGGCUCGGCCGAGAGUGCUUCGCCAAGCACAAGUGCAUCCUGGCGACCCAGGAGACCACGAGGGAGGAGGAGCAGGAGGAGGACGCGACGGACGCCUGCGAGGACGGCGGCCAGGACGACAGGGCGGCGCCAGCGGCAGCGACAACGGAGUCUCCUGAAUCCCAGCAAACCGCCGACUCGCAGCCCGUCGGCGGCAACGGCGACACGGCGUGGUACAACGAGCAGGUGCCGCCGUUUGCGCUCUGGGUCUGCGGCAACGACCGGCUCGUGGACGGCCGGAGGCUGCUCCGGCGGUUCCGCAACGCACGGCGGGAGCCGCACGUCCGGCUCGUGCACAGCAAAGUGGUGGACGAGUACGAGCACCUCGACGUCCUCUGGGCCAUGGACGCGCCGGACCGCGUCUUCACCGAGAUCCGCCGGGUGCUCUGGGAGACGUGCCACGCGCGCGACGUCUGCCGCGUGCCCGUGGGCUGCGAGGCGGUGGCGGCGUGGCGUCGGCGCCCGGAGUCAUCAUCGGGCACGGAGGGCGGGCCGACGGCGACCCGUAGCAAGGAGGGGGCAUAGGCUAGGCGCCCGGGCGGCUGGCUUGUUGUGAGUCGAACGGCGGGCACCAGAGGUUUACGGGGCAUGGCGGUUUUACGUGGUAGAUGGCGCACGUCCCCGUUUUUGGGUUGGGCGUGUGCAGCGAUGGGAGUUGGGGCUAGACGGGGGGAUUGGGAUUGCAUAGCGUUUGAGUUGGGGUUAUAGACACGUCGUUCUGCACCAUGGCGAAAUAAAAAAAAAUAUACAAG